Molecule: messenger RNA, 255 nt
Organism: Strongyloides ratti
Lineage: Eukaryota; Metazoa; Nematoda; Chromadorea; Rhabditida; Strongyloididae
Exons: 1
Coding region: 1-255 (84 amino acids)
Source: RefSeq, a predicted model, not a curated record
AUGGUUUACCUAUGGUUGUGGAAGAAUCCAUCAAAUUCCAUAAAAAGUCAGUGUGAAGUCAGUAGUGCGACUGUUUGCUCAUUUUUGGACUAUUUUCGUCAACAUGUGGUAGAUGCCUUAGAAACCGAAGAAUAUGUUAUCGGUGGAGAAGGCAUCGUUGUGGAAAUAGAUGAAACCAAAAUGGGCAAAAGGAAGUACAAUAGAGAGCACCCCGUAGAUGAAGUCUGGGUUAUAGACGGUGUGGAAAAGACAUAG